GGAGGAUCAUCCGAAUCUCCAACUGGGAUUUGGAGACACUUGCAAGGUCCCGGUCGUCGUGAUAUUUUAAAAGUCACACAGCAACCGUCCGAACCCCUCUUGUUAACUGCACGAGGCAAAAUGAGCAAUCUCGACUCGACCCUUGCCGGCCACGCCGUGCCAAAACCAGGAGCGUCGCAGCCUACAAAUGAUGGACUGGAUCUGAUUGAGGAGCACAUCCUCCCCAAACUCGACCCCGAAUUUCUCCAGUAUUUCAUCGACGUCAUCGCCAAGCAACCGCCCGCCCACACAAUCCCCAUUGAGGAGGUUCGCAAAAGUCCUCAAAAUCAUCAACCGCCUUGUGCUCUCGAUUCUUCCAAAGAAAAGGGCGUAGGUGACCAUGUUGUCAGCUCGCAAGAUGGCACAAGCAUCCCGGUGCGUGUCUACCACCCGGUUGAAGACGAGCGAGGAGUUGUGCGACCCGGCCCCCAUCCUGUGCACCUAAAUUUCCACGGAGGCGGCUUUGUGCUCGGUGACCUGCAGUCAGAGGCGGGUCUGUGCUUGGUGAUGCGCAGGGCCGGUGUUGUCGUGGUUGAUGUCAACUAUCGGCAUUGUCCAGAAACGAUAUGGGGCAAGUGCAUCCAGGAUGCAUGGGCCGCGCUCAACUGGGUCCGUGAUGAACAUGUCAGCCUCAACGUUGAUCCCUUCUCCAUCUCGAUCGGCGGCGUCUCCGCUGGCGGUCACAUCUCGUUAGUCUUGCAGCACAUGGCUAGAGAUGCCGGGAUCCCGCUUAAGCUGUGCAUGCCCACCGUGCCCCCCACCACUGACUGCCUCAGUCUCGACUACUACACCCAAUCUCCCUAUCCGUCCUUCCACGAGUUCCACCGGGGGCCAGUCCUGCCGUGGAAGCGGAUCAAGUAUUUUGGCAACCAGUGCAUGCCGCGAGACAAGCUGCCGGAAAUCAGAAAGAUGUGGCCCGACUGGUGGCUUGCCCCCAUGCGUGCUCCCAACUGGAGUGGGUUAUGUAAUACCUACAUCCGCACCGCAGAAGUGGAUCCGCUGCGGGACGAGGGAGAAGCCUAUGCAAUGAAACUUGUUGCUAACGGCACCAUGGUCACUCUCAAGCGGUACUUGGGAUGUCCCCAUACAUUUAUGUACUUGGGCGUCCUGUCACAGAAAAGGCAGUGGGACGAAGAUAGCAUCCAUGCUCUCAAGGUUGCCCAUGGGUUACUGAAAUAAGGUACCUAUUCUACACUUUCACCAUGUAAUAAUAGACCGGAAGCGGAUACAAGCACUAUUUCCCUCUCACGUACUCGUUUUCUUAUAUACAGCAAGACAUCCUUGCGGCAUACCCUAUGUUAGUGUCCCUUACUUCCUCGCGGGAUAGCGCUCUCCUUGGUCCCACUGCAUGGGUUAGCUUCUGUUCGACCCAAGCCUCUCAUGGCGUCUUAAACACUUACAUGCUCGACAAUGCAUCCUCCCUCCCACCGGAACCGGUCGACAAUGGUUCCAAAGCCAGGAGCCGAAUAGUUUACCCACGACAUGUUGCCGCGGAUGGUGCUUCGAAUAUAGCGGUGUUGAAUGCCGCCCCACAUGUUUCCAAGGAUGCUCCAGGUCGAUGCGUGUCCAUUUUGAGCCAUUGGGUUGUGAUUCUAGAGAUCAUGUCUUAGCAGAAAUACCGCGGUGCAUGUCCAGGAAACUUACAAUAUAGUCGUCGACGAUGAACUCAAAGGCACGGCUAAUGUUCUUUCUGGAGCCGACAAACACCUCGACGAACUCGGCGAACCGAGCAUCUGUCUCCUCCUGAGUAGGGGCAGGAUCAGUCUUUCUCACGCAUGGAGUAGGCCGACGGUUUUGGCGGGCUUCCAGCAAAGUGCUGGAAACGUCUUGCUCGGCAGCAGCAACGGCAUUGGCUUCAGGGGCAGCAGCCGGAAGCGCAGCUACCGCCAACGGAGCAGAUAGAACGGCGACAAUGUGAGAGAACUUCAUUGCAGAAAGGUAUGUCUGCUUGACGAACCCACCAGCGAGUGAUGGCAACAUCUACCUCAUCUAGUUUAUGUAUUCGAAGUUCACGUCGAAGCGAACGCGGGGAACAGAUCCACAACGUCUUGGCCACUAUAUAUUUCAAUUUGGGGGGUAUCAUCCCGGACAAUUUGCCACAUGGAAGAUUCACCACCUCUUUGCAUGUUUGACUUGGCAUAUUUCGAGCGGACAAAUCUCAGACCUUGUUUCCCAAGAAGGCGAGGCUAGCUUGUUCCAGAGCGGCAAAUAUCAACACGUUAACAUGGCCAAGAGAAGGGCUGACGUCAGAAACAGCAAAUGCCAUUCAUCCUUUAUAGGCGAUUAGUGCUAAUGUAACUAAAGAUAAAUGCAUCUACUGUGGUACACCCUGCUCCCGCUCCAUCGAGCAUGUGCGUCUCCGAGCAAACGCCUUCCCUCCAGCCAAUCCGUGGUAUCUUUGGCUAGAUCACACCGGCCGCAAUGCUGUGACCAUCUCAAGCAACAUUCUCCCGGACCUCGGAGCGACCCUUCUCCCCACCGAGGGAAAUUGCGUCCGCGUUCUUCUCGUUGAGAACCUUUUCGACAGCGGCGUUGGCCUGUUCGGCAAGAUGCUUGUCCUCAAACACUGCCUCGUUGUUAGCCCUGUCCAGAUGAUGCCCAUAGUUUGCGGAUGGACUUUUGACUUACAGAAGGCCAACUCCUCCAGAGUGCGACCAAAUGUCUCGGGGAAGAAGAAGUAAACAAACACGACCUCGUAGGCGAGCCAGCAGCAGUAGGAAAUGAGAUAUCUCCAGCCCACCGAGUUGAGACCAAUGGGGUUGACAAAGGUGGUGAAGAAACCGGCAAGACGGCCAAAGAGCUGGAAGAAGGCGAUACCGGAAGAGCGCUCAGCAUAGGGCCAC
Podospora bellae-mahoneyi is the source of this 2882-nucleotide messenger RNA. RefSeq lists its product as uncharacterized. Lineage: Eukaryota; Fungi; Ascomycota; Sordariomycetes; Sordariales; Podosporaceae. Gene Ontology annotation, molecular function: hydrolase activity. The record is from RefSeq and is a predicted model, not a curated record. The transcript is spliced from 2 exons. Bases 121 to 1218 code for a protein of 365 amino acids.